Molecule: messenger RNA, 3895 nt
Organism: Coccinella septempunctata (seven-spotted ladybird)
Lineage: Eukaryota; Metazoa; Arthropoda; Insecta; Coleoptera; Coccinellidae
Product: inhibitor of Bruton tyrosine kinase
Exons: 8
Coding region: 268-3687 (1139 amino acids)
Molecular function (GO): protein binding
Source: RefSeq, a predicted model, not a curated record
UAGCUGUCACAGUUUUGAGUGUUUUGACAACUUGAAAUCAGGGCAAUCAGGGGGGUUAUCUUCCUCCUGUAAUGUAAUAAUACCAGAAAGUCUUUCUCAAUAUAUAGCCUAUCAAUCUCAAUAUCUAAGCCUUAAAAAUAAAAUAAUUUGUCAUAGUUGUGCAUUGUUGUGAAAUUGAUAGUUUAUUUAAAUCGUGAAUAAACAUUGCCAUAGUCAAAAAAUUUCAAUUAUUACUGAAAGAGAUAUAGUGAAAAACAUUGUAGUAAAAUGAGUAAAUUUUACAAUAUCCACCGGGAUUGUACUGAAUAUUGCAGAUCUAUUGUGCAUGGAAAUUUGAUAACUUCUGCCUUUUCGGUUUUGGAUAUUUCUGGUCUUCAAUUAUGCUCCUACCUGAAUUAUUUGUGUACUAACUGUGAUUUAAUAAAAGAUUCUGCUGGAAGAACAGCUCUACAUGCAGCUGCUUCCUAUGGAUAUUUAGAAGUAGUAAAAUGGCUACUUAACAAUAAAAAUGCAAACAUAAAUGCCAGAGAUGAUGAAUCAGGUUACACACCCCUACAUAGGGCCUUUUAUUAUGGAAGGUUAUAUAUAGCAAUAGAAUUAAUGAAAGCAGGUGCUGACGCUACAUUAUUGGACAGGGAUGGACUGACAUCCUUAGAUCACGUUAUUCAGGAUGGACUAAAACCUACCAUUUACUUUGGUUCUGUAUAUACUUGGGGCAUUAAUAAAAAUAAUUCCUUGGGUCCAUUUAGUUCAAGAAAUACCCCUGAAUGUUUGGAUGUGUUCCACAAAAAAUAUCCAAAGGAGUAUGUGCAACAAAUAUGCAUAGAUACAUUUCAUAGUAUCAUAAUCACUAUUAAUGGACACGCUUACACUUGUGGGCAUGGCCUAGGGGGUAGGUUAGGUUUACGCACUGAAAACGCUAUUGUUGAACCUACAAAAAUAACUUUUCCUGAGAAAGUUGAUGUAAUUCGAGUCAGCAUAUCAAGAGAUCAUUCUUUAUUUUUGACAGCCUCUAGGCAUAUUUAUUCAUGUGGACUUAACACACAUAAAGUAUUAGGUCUUUAUCCUCCACCAAAUAAAUGUCUUUCCCCUGAAAAAGUGAAAUGCCUCAUGUCUAAAGUCCCUUGUGGAGUGAGUGCAGGCCGAUAUCAUUCUGUUGCUUGGACUGCUAGGAAGUUGUACACUUGGGGCUUGAAUGGUGGUCAACUUGGCCAUGAGAGCUAUCAUGGAAAUUAUAUAAUUACACCUAGAGGUGUACCAGCAAUUAAUAACAGAGAUAAUGAUAUCAAAAAAGUUGUAUCAAGUGAUGGUGCAAUUGCAAUCCUGACUGGGACAGGGGAUGUUUAUGUUCUUCAUGAUUAUAUGUGUAGAAAAGUAGCUUCCAGGUUUUCGAAUCUUCAAAAUUUGGCUAUUAUUGGUGGAAAAUUGAGAACCGACACAGAUGUCGAUUUGAAAGGGGAAUCCCUAAAAGAAUUGAAAGUGGUCAUUCUAACCAAUAAUGGCCAGAUGUUUAUAUGGCGGGAAUCGGAUCCACAACUCUGCAGGUUAACAUUCUCCGUUCCCAGAGUUUUUUCAGUUAUAAAUGUUUCACUGAAUUUCAAUAAUAUCCUUUUUGUUACCAACUAUGGAGAGUGCUAUACUGGCAUCAUUAAAAAAAGAGUGAAAAAAGUAUAUUGGGAUAGAAAAAAUUUCGGCGCAUUACCAGUGGCUUCUGUUGCAGUAACUAAAAUACCGAAAAUAUACAGGGCUUCAGCUAUAGUAAGCGAUCCAAAAGGAGAAGAUUUUGGUGUGAUACAGCAACAUCCUUAUGCCACUGAGAUUUCUGACGAAAAUAUUAUGAAGAAAGAAAUGGAAUAUCAGUUCACUAAAUUACUUGAAGAAACUACUGAAGAAGAUAAUAUUCAUGACAUCGUUAUUAAAAUAAAUCACAAAACAUUUCCAGCGCACAAGUACAUUUUGGCUAGUGAGAGUAAUUUAAUGGAUUUAUGUGACAGUAAAGAUGAAAUAGUACUGAAAGACAUUAACGUUGAUUUUUUUCAACAAUUAUUGAUUUUUAUUUACACUGGUACUUGUUCUUUGCUGGAAGUUGGAGAAUGCCCCGAACUCUUCAAAAAAUAUUACAUUUCUUCUGAUGGAGUCGAACAGGAAACUGUCAAGAGCCAAAAAAAUAAAUCUCCGCAAAACCCUAUCAGAAAAUUGCAAGAGAUGUCUAAACGCUUUGGUUGUAAGAGACUACAUCACCUCUUGAAUGAUUUCUAUAUGCAAAAUAUCUACAUAUUUAGAAAGAGUGAUAUAUUAAAUACCCCAAAGUGUUAUCAGAUAACAGAUUUUCCUGAAUAUUAUGACAUCAAGCUGAAAUGUAGCAACGGCAAGGAGAUCAAGGCACAUAAAUGUAUUUUAGUUGGAAGACUUGAAUAUUUCAGUAAUUUAUUUGCUGCUAGAUGGAGUAAUGAUGCCAGAAGUACCAUUAGCAUACCUCAUACAAGUGAUUUGGUGGAAGCUUUGUUAGAAUUUUUAUACACGGACUCCGAAUAUUUCCUGUUAGAUAAAGAUGGAGAUUUCUUGUUGAAAUUGUUGGUUUUAGCUGAUGAAUAUUUGGUGGAACAACUGAAACAAUGUUGUGCUUAUCUCAUACUGAAACUGAAUCAUCUUGAUCUCAAGAAUGCCAUUGACAUUCUACAAAUCGCUCAUAAGGUCAAGUCUACUUUUUUGAUAAAAGGUGUUAUGACAUAUGUUGUGAACAAUUUAGCCUAUUUCUUAGAGGCUAAAGCAUUACAUGACCUUUCUGAGGAAUUAUUGUAUGAUAUAUCUAUGUAUUAUAUUUCAUACCGAAAAUUAGAUCGUCGCCAUCAAACCUAUGCUAUUUCCGAUGAUCGAAGUGAGAAAAUACAUGAAAUACAUAACAAAUAUCCAAUAAAUUUGGAAAUUUCUGAGAAAAGGAAUCUUCGAGCUAUGCAGAAAAUGUCCAAGCAACGAAGGUCGAAGUUUUUAAGAAAAAGUGUGAGUGAAAAAAGUUUGCAGAGAGAUUCGGAUGAUGACGAGAAGGAAGAGUGUACACCACAUUGUCUACCAAACACUGAAGAAAAAACGGAAAAUGUUGAGAAGAUUGGGCAAGAUCGUGUAUCGGCAAUCUGUUCAGCUACAAGAAUAUUAGAAACCUCAAAUGAGGAACCAGAAUUCAUAAAUUUAAAAAACCUUUCAUUAUCCGAUUCAUUUGAUGAGUUUCCUUUAUUGAACAGUCCACCUGAAGGUAGUCAUAAUAGAUUGAGUAGUUCACCUAGUCAAGGAAAGUUUGUGAAGAAACACAAAAUGGUUCGAUUAUCCCAGAAAGAACGAUUGAGGCUCUCUUCAGAAAGUAAAGAAACUCCUCAAGGUACUUCAGAAACUCCAAAAAACCCAUGGAAAAAGAUACCAGAUAUUUCAGAAAAUAUUGCAAAAUCUCCAACAGACUCCUCUUUUAGUGGUAUACUAUUAGAUGAGAAGAAAUUGAAAGGGAAUUUGGUGAAAAUCACAAAUAAACAACUGGUCCAUACUCAGAUGGAAGAUAAGGCAAUUAUGGACUUGGAAAAAUUUUAUAACAUUCAUGAAGUAGAGGAUGAGGUUAUAAAAGUUCAGAGGGUGGAUAUUGGCAAUGUAGCUCCCCCUGUUUGGGUACCUGCCAAUCAUGCUCAUGGCAGCCACAGUUAACACACCAUUUUAAAUUUAAAAUUUUUUAAUGAAUAGAGUGAGGAUUUCAGUAGUUGCAGAUCACAACUACAAUUACUGAGAUGAAUAUUUAAUAUGGAAUUUGAACUUCUGCUUUAUUUUAUCAAUUUUAAUUCACAUGGACACUUUCACUCCAUCUGUUCAUGAUUUUUAUUGAGCAAUAAAAUAAUAAUAAACAUACAUUUGGUAA